AUGCCAACAUCACAUACAUAUGAAAGAUUAUCUACUAAUCAAAUGAUACCUAAUGCACAACAACAAUCACAACAAUCACAACCACUGCCGUCUACUCACCAACUGACAAAUCUAUUACAAACGGAACAAGCGGAAGAACAACAAGGGCUAUUAACUUCAUUCACCUCAACCCUAUCAUCAUCAUCAACUACCCCCAUUAUCCCCUCAUCACAAACAAAUCCUCAAUCUAAUACAGACAAUAGAUUAUCAUUCACAAUACCGUCUUCUCCUCCAAUAGCAUCAUCAUCAACAUCCCUUCCAUCCCCUCACGCGAACGAUGUCGACGACCUCGAACAACAACCCUCAUCCUCUUCCAAUCCCACAGCCAACCCCAGACAAUCCACCCGUAUAAAAAUAAUCAACAUUUUCCACAAAUACAUCCCCAUAAAACAAACCUACGAACGUAUAAACAACGGCCUAACCACCGGCAGAAUGCAACUGAAUGCUCCCGGCCGUUUCAUCGGCCAGGGGACCGACGGAGUAUUUCGAAACCUAAUGGCAAAACCAGAUCUCGAAUCCACAUUACAACAACAAGAAUUAAACCCCCCUUCAUAUGAAGAAGCCGCCGCCGAUGCGGCCCCGGAAUAUUGGGAUCUGAAUGUCAUAUCGCCCAUGUAUGAAGAUGAAGUGUUUGUUGAGGGUUUACCCGUAGGGAAUGUGGCGAAUUUUGUUUGGAAUGGAUUGGUGAGUGUUGCGUUCCAAUUUGUGGGGUUUAUAUUGUGUUAUUUGUUACAUACUUCCCAUGCGGCCAAGGAAGGGUCGAAAGUGGGGUUAGGGAUAACACUUGUGAUGUAUGGAUGGGAUAUCGUGCCGGCUAAUUUUGGACAUCUGGAUAAAAUCCCCAAGAUGUACCUUCCUACCGACCCAAAUGUAUUCGAUGGAAUCGACAAAUUAACUCGCAUUGGGGGGAAACAUGUUCCAACUUUUAAAACUGAGUCCGGGGGUGUUUAUAGACAUAAUCGUCCAGGACAUGGGGGCGGGAGUAAUAGAUCAGCUCCAUAUGUUGCAUAUGGAUUGAUUGCAUUUGGAUUGUUUAUAAUUAUAAAAGGUUUCGUUGAUUUUUAUCGAGUUAAAGUUACAGAAAAGAAAAUAUUAGCUCCUCUGCAGGGGGGGAGGAGUAAUAAUAAUGGAGAAGAUAAUACUACUUCUGUGACUGAACAAGUGGAGAAUGCCACUGAUGAGAGGUGA
Messenger RNA from Hemisphaericaspora subhashii, 1227 nucleotides. RefSeq lists its product as uncharacterized. Gene Ontology annotation, cellular component: endoplasmic reticulum; Golgi apparatus; perinuclear region of cytoplasm. Bases 1 to 1227 code for a protein of 408 amino acids. The transcript has 2 exons. The record is from RefSeq and is a predicted model, not a curated record. Lineage: Eukaryota; Fungi; Ascomycota; Pichiomycetes; Serinales; Debaryomycetaceae. Gene Ontology annotation, biological process: positive regulation of protein ubiquitination; vacuolar transport; metal ion transport.